UCCAUUAGUUACAUUUCUGUUUUGUCUAAAAUCGUUUUAUUGGUGUAAAAGUUUUACUAACAUUUUGCAUAUACAAAAGUAAAGACUUACCAGUACAACGGAUCCUGUAUUGCGAGAGAUGAAGCCAACACCGGCUGCUGAUGAAAUGUUCAGUACGGACAUGGAAGAGUCCGGUAGUUCCUCUGGCCUGCUCAUCGAUUUGCCAACUAACGAGAAGCAAGUGCACGCCGACUUCUACAAUGAUUUUGAUGAUUUAUUUGAUGAUGAUGACGAUGUGCCAGUGAACAGUAGCGAAUAAACCACUUUCAAAAAUAAUCAUAUAUAAGUACAUCCAUGUAACUAAUAAAAUAGCACAUUUUUAUUUGAAGUUCAAA
This is a messenger RNA of Anastrepha obliqua, 374 nucleotides long. RefSeq names its product COP9 signalosome complex subunit 9. The record is from RefSeq and is a predicted model, not a curated record. Bases 119 to 298 code for a protein of 59 amino acids. Gene Ontology annotation, biological process: negative regulation of protein neddylation. Lineage: Eukaryota; Metazoa; Arthropoda; Insecta; Diptera; Tephritidae. The transcript is spliced from 2 exons.